UCCAAAAAGCCCAGCGCAAGGAAAGAGCAAGAGCAGCGCCUUCUGCUUUGCCGAUAUCGUGAAAACCCCACGCCAAAAACGUAAAACGAACCCCAGACGGGCGACGCCGCGACGGGGCGACGUGCGACGGCCAUCUUCACUGCCGGACGGCCAGGACAGGACGGCGCACGGCGGCGGCAGGCUGCUACUCUAAAUCCUCUCAUUUCUCUUUGUCAUCAAACAAGCUAAAAGCUAUCCCUCUUAAUAAGAAGAUACUUUUGAAGUUUUGAGAAGAGGAGAUUUGGGAUUUUUUCGUAACAUAAAAAAGGAAAAGUGCUGCCUAAGUCAGAAGAGGAGAUUUGGGGUUUCCCGAGUCCACCACUAUGCCUAAGUCAAUAAAGUCAUAAGUGGUUAAGAGGCGUGUACUGCAGUGUCACUGCUCAUGCUACUCGGAAUGAGUCAAGUUUGACCAGCCACAGAAAAAGACUUAUUAAACUUGUCAGUUUUUCGAACCACCAGUAAGGAGUUGUUCGGGAGGGAGCGAUCGACCUCUAUAUUGAUGCAAGAGAAAUUCAGAUUCAUGAUUGAUAAAAAAAAUUUGGGAGCUGUGAUCUUCUUCCUCUUGACCUCAUGACACGCUCGCAUGACAGUUACUAGCUGCUCAAUUUCUAUGGGCAUUAAAAUGUUUGUGGAUUGAGCUACGAACUGUUGCCCAGUUACUAGCCACUCAAUUCCUCCAAGGAAGCCAGUGCCGUUGAAAUUGAAAGAAUGCGCCAUUCCUCUACCGAGUAUAAUAUCUCUUUCUCUGCCCACCUACUUUUUCGUGGAAGCGCGCUCUCCGCGUCCGACUUCCCGGCGGCAUAUAGCGUCAGGACAAUCCUCUAAUUUCGUCAGGACAAUUCUCUUUCAAGCUUCAACACACAACCGGUGAUCUUUUUUCUUGUUUUUUUUUCAACUGCGCGUUUCAACUUAGAAUCAACUGACCGCCAAUCCUGCCGUUUCUUCUCAUUCAACCCUCAAGAGAUCGGGUUUUCCCAAGUUGAAUCCAUCUACCCACUGUGAAUAUCUGCAAAAAAGUCCAAUUCUUUUUUUCCUCUUCUGUGAAAAGCUCGCCCUGGGCUGUUGCCAAAUCCAAAUCCUGAUGGGUAAUCGUACAAGCAGAAGCAGUCAUGCUGCUGAAUCACAGACUAACGGGAACCACAGAUCAACUCAUCAGACUCACAUUGCGCACCCAGAAGCUCGAUUCCCUUCACGGCCACAGCCGCCGACCAGGAAACUGGAACCCAAGUCCGAUUCCAUUCUCGGUAAGCCUUAUGAAGAUGUUAGGUCACACUACACUCUGGGUAAACAACUGGGUAAGGGUCAAUUCGGCGUUACAUAUCUCUGCACCGAGAUUAGAACUGGUCAACACUAUGCUUGUAAGUCAAUUCCCAAGAAAAAGCUUGUGACCAAGGGCGAUAAGGAUGACAUGAGGAGGGAGAUUAAGAUCAUGCAGCAUUUGAUGGGUCAACCUAAUAUUGUUGAAUUCAAAGGGGCUUAUGAGGAUAGCAAUUCGGUGCAUCUUGUGAUGGAGCUAUGUGCUGGUGGGGAGCUUUUUGAUAGGAUCAUAGCUAAGGGGCAUUACAGUGAACGGGCGGCUGCCUCUAUUUGUAGGUCGAUAGUGAAUGUUGUCCAUACUUGCCAUUUUAUGGGUGUGAUGCACAGAGAUUUGAAGCCUGAAAAUUUCUUGUUGUCUGAUAAGAGCCAAAACGCCGCCCUCAAAGCUACUGAUUUUGGCCUAUCGGUGUUCAUUGAAGAAGGGAAGGUGUAUAAGGAUAUGGUGGGAAGUGCUUACUAUGUUGCUCCUGAAGUCUUAAAAAGGAGGUAUGGGAAAGAAGCUGAUGUUUGGAGUGCAGGUGUUAUAUUGUAUAUACUACUCAGUGGUGUUCCUCCUUUCUGGGACGAAACUGAGCGGGGGAUCUUUGAUGCCAUACGUAAAGGAGAGCUGGACUUUGAAACAAAACCAUGGCCUUCCAUAUCGAGUAGUGCCAAGGAUUUGGUACAAGGGAUGCUCACACGUGAUCCACAAAGACGCCUUACUGCUACUCAGGUGCUGGAGCAUCCAUGGAUGAGAGAAGGCGGAGAAGCAUCUGAUGAACCAAUAGAUAACGCUGUCCUCUCAAGAAUGAAGCAAUUCAGAGCAAUGAACAAACUGAAAAAACUUGCCCUCAAGGUGAUAGCAGAAAAUCUCUCAGAAGAAGAAAUUCACGGACUGAAAGCGAUGUUCAUGAAUAUGGACACGGACAACAGCGGUACAAUUACAUAUGAUGAACUGAAGACCGGAUUAGCUCAGCUUGGGUCGAAGCUCACGGAGGAUGAAGCCAAGCUGUUGGUUGAAGCUGCUGAUGUUGAUGGAAACGGCUCCAUAGACUACAGUGAGUUCAUCACCGCAACGAUGCACAAGCACAGGCUAGAAAGGGAAGAAAAUAUGUACAAAGCAUUUCAGUAUUUCGAUACAGAUAGCAGUGGAUUUAUCACAAGAGAUGAACUAGAGACGGCUAUGAAGGAACAUGGAAUAGCGGAUGAAGAGUGUAUACAGGAAAUAAUAUCUGAAGUAGACACCGAUCAUGAUGGAAGAAUUAACUAUGAAGAGUUUUGCACAAUGAUGAGAUCAGGAACCAAACAGCAAGGCAAGCUCUUCUAACAGCAUAAUCCUGCAUUUGUGCGAAGCCAUCGAAUGCAUUUCUGAUCAAGCAACUAAUCGACCUGUAACAUCUGCUUUAUGUUUAAUGUCAAGUGUCAACACAUCUUUUUGAUGUAGAAUUCGACUCUCUUUCAGCUAUGUUUAUGGAGUCUUACAUAUUGCUAUUAUAAAACACACACACACAGAGUGAGAUCCUUUCUUCCUAAAGCUUUUAUAAAAUUUACUAAAUGAUUAAAUCAUGUGAGACGGCCAUAUGUGCAUCUCCAUUGUUGUUAAGAUCAAUGCUUAAUCUCGAUUACUUUCUUCUUACGCACUGCAUUUGCCUGUCCA
Molecule: messenger RNA, 2992 nt
Organism: Cuscuta europaea
Lineage: Eukaryota; Viridiplantae; Streptophyta; Magnoliopsida; Solanales; Convolvulaceae
Source: the annotation of a GenBank genome assembly